Messenger RNA from Penicillium daleae, 270 nucleotides. RefSeq lists its product as uncharacterized. NCBI's taxonomy places the organism in Eukaryota, Fungi, Ascomycota, Eurotiomycetes, Eurotiales, Aspergillaceae. The record is from RefSeq and is a predicted model, not a curated record. Bases 1 to 270 code for a protein of 89 amino acids. The transcript is spliced from 2 exons.
AUGACGGGCAUGACGCUGUGGGCUGACUUUGGGUUGGGGUUGGUUGUAACUUGUGACCAGGACCGAGAAAGUGCUCGUCCUGGUCGGGGCCGGGUACCAGGCAGCGAUGAGCCAUCCGUUGGGGGAACCGGUAUCUCGUCAUCGAGCCGGCCAGGAUCCUUGGGAACGGGAUUUGGCGCAGAGUUUGUGUGGGGGUGUUUUGGACUGGUUGGUACAUUCCUUCCUUGGUUGUUUGAGGAGCCCCCGGACGGGUUGCUGGCGGGCCCAUAA